Messenger RNA from Cooperia oncophora, 228 nucleotides. The record is from the annotation of a GenBank genome assembly. NCBI's taxonomy places the organism in Eukaryota, Metazoa, Nematoda, Chromadorea, Rhabditida, Trichostrongylidae.
AUGCAGAUCAAAUACCCUGGUAAUUUCUUUAUUCUGCGAGGGAACCACGAAUGUGCUCCUAUUAAUCGAGUGUACGGUUUCUUCGAAGAGUGCAACAGACGUUAUAAUAGUACUCGUCUCUGGCUCUGCUUCCAGGAAGCUUUCGCCGCUAUGCCGUUCACAGGACUUGUGGCUGGAAAAAUUCUUUGUAUGCAUGGCGGAUUGUCUCCAAAGGUUGAUUUUUACUAG